This is a messenger RNA of Melanaphis sacchari, 702 nucleotides long. Its product is annotated as transcriptional regulator ovo-like. The transcript is spliced from 4 exons. The record is from RefSeq and is a predicted model, not a curated record. Bases 1 to 702 code for a protein of 233 amino acids. NCBI's taxonomy places the organism in Eukaryota, Metazoa, Arthropoda, Insecta, Hemiptera, Aphididae.
AUGUGCGCUUGGGCACGAGCUUUUACUGAAGAUGGCAAAAAUUAUUUUCCUGUUAAUAUUGAAGGCAAGCCUAAAAAUGAAAGUCAACAUCAACACCAUCAACAGCAGCACAGUCCGGUGGAUAUUUAUGCCGCCGCUGCGGCCGCCGCACAUCACAAUCACCAACAGCAACAACAACACCAGCAGCAGCAGCAACAGCAUCACAACCACCAUCAACAACUACAACUGCAACAACACCUCAAAUCUUCAGCAGCGGCGGCCGCCGCGGCCGCAGCCGCUGCCGAAUUCGCCGCGUCCAACCAUCCGUUUUCAAUUACGCGACUGUUGCCGCCACCACCGACGGCUUCGGUCGCUGCAGCUGCGUCAGCGUCCGACAAACCGUCGUCAGCUGCAUCCGUGGCCGCGGCCACCGCGUCGUCCGCGACUGCCGCCUCCGCCGCCGAGAAAAUGUACGAAAUGGCAGCGGCUUCGCAGUACGGUACUACAGCUGGGUAUAACGAUUACUAUCACCCACACGCACACCCACACCAUCCUCACCACCACGGGCACCCACAUCCACACCACCAGCAGGCGUCGCUGUAUCACGCGGCCGCGGCCGCUGCAGCAGCUGCAGCCGCAGCAGCAGCUUCCGGCGGACCGCAAUCGUCCGGGUCGUCAGUAUCUGCUGCAGCCGCCGCCGCCGGAUCGUCGUCACCGUUGUGA